AUGACAACACCCCUGAGAUCCCCUCCACCACCAGAUUCUCCUAGUGCAACCACAAAAAGGAAGACUAGACAAACUACUAGGCUCCGAAGGUUGACUGCACGAAGCUUAUAUCAACCACGACCAACUGUCCACGUCAACACUAGUACUGGUAGAGGAUCUGGCCCACAUAAAGAAAAAUUCCAUAGUUACUUGGGGGUAGUGGCGCGGGAGAAAAUCCCUAUUGUUCAUGCUACUUGGAAAGAUGUCCCCGAAACUUUAAAAGUUAUUGUAUGGGAUGACAUUUUGGCCAAAUUUGAUAUUCCUGAAGGUUUAACUGCGAAGAAGAAGGUUAUGUCCACGGUUGCAACAAGAUGGAGGCAAUUUAAGUCCUCCUUGACCUCCAGAUAUCUAUACACUGACAAAGACGAUCAACAAAACAUUGAUCCAUCUGCUAAGUAUGGUUUCGAUCGAGAAACAUGGGAAGCAUUUUCAAAGACACGACAGACACCAACUUGGAAGGGAAUCCGCAAAAAAGCACAGGAAAUUCAAAAAUUUAAUGACUGUCCCCACGUACUAUCUCGUGGAGGGUACGACGUGCUUGAAAAAAAAUUGAUGGCCGAGAAAACAAAGUCAAGAGUGAAUCAAGGUGAUGGUACUGACAAUACAGAUGUGGUCGUCGACCCUCCAUCCCCUAUUGCAAGACAUGUGAAGUGGAAGAAGGCUAGAACUAACAAAUUUGGGCAAAUGACAUCUGCUGCAGCUCAAGAAAUCGCAGACAAAAUUGAUGAUUUGCAGGAACAAUCAACACAGGGAACUUUUGUCCCGCAUGGUCGUGAAGACAUUUUGAACACUGCCAUUGGCCGUCCAGAGCACCCAGGUCGGGUUCGUGUUGCUGGACAUGGUGUCACGAUAGGUAAUUACUAUGGACCGCGUGGUAGUGGCUCCAACACUUCUUCGGCGACGAUGACCGCAGAUAAAUUGGUGGAAAUCAUAGGAAGUAUAAAGCAAGAGUUGAGGAAAGAGGUAGAAGACGAAAACAAACGGACUAUCGACUUAUUGCAAAAGCAGUUGGAUGCGAUCAAGAGUGAGUUAUCACAAAUUCAAACGCAACAGUCAGCUCCUUGUAGACCGUCUAUCCCUGAUGUAUUGGUUGCACGUGUCAGCACCAAAGAAAGCUGUGCCGAGGCUGCUGCAAAUGUUGUUGCUAAGGAGCGGUCUACACUUGAUGCUUCUAUUGUGGGGUUAUACAUUGUGUGUGGUGAUAGUACACAGGUGGUGGCUGCGGGAAAAAUGUAUGGAGUUGGUGGCAUUAUACACAAUGUUGCUUACGCAGAUGAUGUAGUAAGGGUUUGUGUUGACACAAUUUACGAUGGUGACGCCACUGUCCCGUUUCCAACUGCAGAGAUUCAGUAUGUCAGGGACGCGAGUAGCACAUUCAUUGCAUGGCCCAGACAUCUAGUGAAGCCUAUAACUGAUGAUUCAAAUCAUAAUGCGCGUUUGCCAGUUGGACGUCUUGGUGAGGCUGAGGUUGCAGCUGAACCUGAUCCAUUGGGCGAAUUAAUGAAGACAUUGUUUUACGUGUACAAGAGUCCAGUGGAAGUGCCAUGGGAGGCGACGCAAUUUGGACUUCCUGAUGUUGGGGCAAAAUUUUUCAUCACACAUGCUGAUCUAGCGGAAAUAAUAUCAGGUGACAAGUGUUUGAACAUAUCUAUCCUGCAGCUGUGGACCAUUUUUAUGAAUAACUGUGGUAGAAGCAAAGUUGAUCAGUCACUGUAUGGUCUGUUGGAGCCUCAAUCUAUACACAAUGCUAAGGACAGACGUGAACAAUGCCAAGAAUACAUUCAAACAUGGGUCAAGGAAUCACAAAGGCAGUUGUACUUAGGGGCUUACUUGCAUCAGGCACAUUGGCAACUAUUUGUUUUGUGUCCAAGGGAAAACACGGUUGUUUGGUUUUGUUCUCUGAGGAAGAAGCCAGAUAUUAACAUCAAAGCCACAAUUAACAGUGCAAUGAAGACAAUAACCAGUUCUUUCCAAGGCAUGUCUAAUCAAGCUGCACCUCGGUGGGUUGAACCAAAGAGUCAUGUCCAAACUGGAGCGUACGAGUGCGGAUAUUAUGUCAUGCAUUGGAUGUGGUGCAUAGUGACUGGUGGAUUGAAGGAUGACUGGAACAAGUGGUUUUCUGAUGGAUCACCGUUAGACGUGGAGGCCAUCACCACACUUCGCCAAAAAUGGGCAACAUUCUUUUUAAGUAUUAGGAAAAGCGGAUGCUAAAGAGGAUUUUCAUUAUGUAGUAGAACAUUUUUAGUGUCAUUACAUCAUUUCGUUUAAAAUUUCAAACAAUUGUUUCAUCUGAUUAUAUGAAAGGCACAAUUAAGGUCUCCAUUGUUUAUGCUUAAAUUGUUUUAGUUUGUGGUUUUAUUUUAUUA
This is a messenger RNA of Glycine soja, 2405 nucleotides long. RefSeq lists its product as uncharacterized. Bases 1 to 2250 code for a protein of 749 amino acids. Lineage: Eukaryota; Viridiplantae; Streptophyta; Magnoliopsida; Fabales; Fabaceae. The transcript has 10 exons. The record is from RefSeq and is a predicted model, not a curated record.